Molecule: messenger RNA, 2451 nt
Organism: Siniperca chuatsi (mandarin fish)
Lineage: Eukaryota; Metazoa; Chordata; Actinopteri; Centrarchiformes; Sinipercidae
Product: transmembrane protease serine 6-like
Exons: 9
Coding region: 876-2363 (495 amino acids)
Biological process (GO): proteolysis
Molecular function (GO): serine-type endopeptidase activity
Source: RefSeq, a predicted model, not a curated record
UCUUUGACUCUGUGUAUGUGUGUCUGUCCAUGCUGCCAUUAUGUUCCUCAGUACUUGGGAGUGGGAGCAACUCAGUGCUGUGGUGUACAUUACCAUCUGUUGUCAAACUCUGACCCAAGCUCACAAUUAUCCCCAUGAAUAUUUCAUAGACGCCCGAUGACAAGAGUGCACGUAUCCGUUACUGACCUGACUGCUACAGCCUCCCCUGUUCUGCUCAGAGAAGAAAGAUUAACUUGGAGAGGGAAGAAGAGUAGACUGGAAGGAGAAGGAGGAAGGUGAUGAAGGGGGUGACACCAUGAAAGGAUUAUGUGGUAACUGAAGAGAGCAGGACAAGAGAAGAGGUGACAAACUGCAGAAACCUGUACAAGCUGAAGAUGAUGGAGUCAGUAACGGAGCAGAUAUCUUUGGAUUAAAGAUGCCCCAGAGCAAGUGGGCGUCUUCAGUGUCUUGUCACUGCAGCAGUGAUGCAUUUCUUUUCCCCACUGUGGUAAAAGCUGGUUUAAUAAGUGUAGGAGCCACACUCGGACUGAUAAUCCCACGCAUACAAAUGAAGCUGACACAUGCAAAUCUAUACGGCUGACAUUCAGGUGAGAGCACUUGAGAAAAUAUUUAGAGUUGGGAAAAGCACACUGAUGUGAUGAGAUGUGAAGAUAUGAGCCAGUUAUGGAGGGUGUAGUAUAUUGAACAAACACGUUGUUCAAUCACAGAUGUCCUUUCUUGAUAAGUUAAAACAACUUUAGUAAUAUAACUCAUAAUUCUUACAAGAGUACUAUUUGCGGCCUUAUUUUGCAUUUUCUCAAUCUUUUUUUUUUUUUUUUUUGAUUUAUAAGCUUGUAUUUGGAUGUUAUACUAACUUUAAACAUACUCUGCAUUUCAUGACAGCUACCAGCAACUUUACAAGUAUGGAUUUGGAGGUCCAAACAGACAGCACCAGCACUUCUGAUGCACAGCAGCCAGUUGUUCCGUCAAUCUGUCCAUCCCUUAAACACAGGUCAUCAACAUCUUUUCAAAGUCCAACCAGUCAUGAAGUAUUGAGCAUAUCGUCUCUGGUCCCUUCUACAGUUCUCAGACUCAUACCUCACUAUAAAUCUGCAGCCAACGGAAACUUAUACCCAGUGCUUCCAUCUUUUUUUGAAGUAACAUCAGAACCUCAACUUCCAGGAACUUCUCCAUCUGGGUCCUCAGAGGCCCAAGAUAAAAAAACCCUGUCUUCACCACUACCUUGUAGUGAUAAUCUCCAGGAAAUUCAGCAGAGGAAACCAUCAGAUGGAGGCCCACUGGAGGAGGGAUCAGUAGGUCUCAUGAUACCCAGAGAUCUCCCUGAUGAAGAGCAAGGUUCAGACCCUCAAGCCUAUACAUCUCGUAAGCUGUUACUGAUUGUGAGCUUCCUUAUCAUCAUCAAACUGAUCAUCACCCCUGUUCUCUUAGUCAAGUUCCUGGUAUUCCCCUCUGGUGAAUCACCUCCUCUCUGUGGUGUGAAGGGGAACUGCAGUGUCCCAACUCAGCUGCCUUUUCUGUCUACGAGUCCAGUGAACCAGACAGGGAACAUCACUGCAGACUGCACAGUUCUGGUCAGUGAUGGCCGGCGUAUUGUUGGGGGUACGUUGGCGGCCAAUGACAAGUGGGGCUGGCAGGUCAGCAUGCACUGGAGAGGGAAACACGUAUGUGGAGGUGCCAUCAUCUCCCCUCGCUGGGUCAUCACUGCAGCUCACUGCUUUAUUGAGAAUAAGAUGCUUGAAGUGGCUGACUGGCUGGUUGUGGUGGACACAGUCAGCAUCGCAGAUAACUCUCUGGGGAAACGUUACAGAGCACUGCAGGUCCUCUACCACCCUCGCUUCAACACAUACAACAAUGACUAUGAUGUGGGCCUGCUGCGCACCAUCACUGACAUGGACAUGAACGGUGGGGUCCGACCGGUCUGUUUACCCAGUCCGAGUGUGUCCUUUCCUCCUGGAACGGCCUGCUGGAUCACAGGCUGGGGAUAUAUUCAAGAAGGAGGCUUUGUGUCAAAUGAGCUAAGGCAGGCUCAGGUGAAGGUAAUAGCUCAAUCCGUCUGCUCCCACCCGAGCGUCUAUGGCGUGUACCUAACUCCUCGAAUGAUUUGUGCUGGCUCCAUGGAUGGAGGAGUGGACUCCUGCCAGGGAGACAGUGGUGGACCCCUGGUGUGUGAGACAGCCAGUGGGGACUGGAGGCUGGCAGGGGUGGUGAGCUGGGGAGAGGGCUGUGGACGGAGCAAUAAACCAGGCGUCUACAGCAGAGUAACCCAACUGAUCCACUGGGUUGAAAGAUAUGUAGAGGACAAACCAGAGGAACUGGAGGAGACCACAGCCAUGACCGACACCUCACUAAAACCUGACACUUAAUAAACAAUAAAGAUGCAAAUCACCUGUUUCUGCUUGUUUGUGUUGUUUGCCUGAUGUAACUAUGUUAGCGUUACAACAGAGGAGAGUU